UUGUUAGGGUUUCUGUUCCCGUAGCCGGAGCCUACCAUCAUCAUCCGCCGACGUUCCUCGCCGUGGCGGACUGCGGAAGGUCCCCCUCUUACUUGGUUUUCCGGCCAAGUUUGUCGGAAAUAAGCGGAGUUUUCUUGUUUUAGUUUCUUGCAUGAUUAGGCCUAGAGGUGUGAGCGAUGGCUUCUAAGGGUGGAAAAUCUAAGCCUGAUAAUGAUUCAAGAGCUAAGCGCCCAAAGACGCUCGAAGCUCCCAAAGAACCACGUCGCCCCAAAACCCAUUGGGACCAUGUGUUGGAAGAGAUGGCUUGGUUGUCAAAGGACUUUGAAUCUGAAAGGAAAUGGAAGUUGGCGCAGGCGAAAAAGGUUGCUUUGAGGGCCAGCAAAGGAACGGUAGAUCAAGCAACCAGGGAAGAGAAGAAGCUAAAGGAAGAAGAACAACGAUUGCGGAAAGUAGCCCUUAAUAUUUCGAAAGAUAUAAAAAAAUUUUGGAUGAAAAUCGAGAAGCUGGUUCUUUACAAGCACCAGCUGGUGCUUGGUGAGAAAAAGAAAAAGGCAUUGGAUAAGCAUCUUGAAUUUUUGUUAGGCCAAACUGAGAGGUACUCAACCAUGUUAGCAGAAAAUCUAGUGGAGCCAUAUGAACGAGGGCAAAAUAAUGCUCCAGAGAAGCAACUAGCUAUUGAAUCAAAAAGUGAUGAGGAGAGUUUGGAACAAGAACCCAUCGAGUUGAAUGUCGCUGCAGGUUCUGAAUCAGGAACUGUUGAGAACGAUGUAGAUUAUGACAUAUCAUCUGGGGAUGACUCUGAAGAUAAUGAAGAUACAAUUGAAGAGGAUGAGAAACACAUCAGUGAACGGGAAAGACAAGAGGAAUUGGAAGCUUUGCAAAAUGAAGUGGAUCUACCUCUUGAAGAGUUGCUUAGAAGCUAUUCAGCAGCCCGAGGUCCCUCAAUCUGCACACUAACCUGCCAAAAAAUGGCUGAAAUUGAAACUGAUCUGGCCUCGGAAGGUCAAUAUCAUGGAAAGGAGGAGAAGAAUAAUAUUGCAGCUGCAAAAGAAACUGUAGGAAGCACAAGUGUUCGCCGUUCUGAUCAUAGCAAUGGUGAGUUAGCGAUGUCAGAGACCCAUUCUCAUGAGCUUGAGCCAGGCCCAUCUGAAGAUGUAACAACUAUCUCUUGGAAAUCUGAAAAGGAAGGUCAUCCAUAUGACUUCAAUGAUGAACAGGAAGAUGUAGACUUUGUAGUUUCCACUAAAGAGGAAAAGGAUGAUGAGGCAACACUAUCUGAAGAAGAGGAACUGGCAAAAGCAGAUACUAAAGAUCCCAUAGAUGAGAUUGCAUUGCUGCAAAAGGAGAGUGAAAUGCCUAUUGAAGAACUGCUUGCAAGGUAUAAGAAGGACAUCGAUGGCAAGGAAAUUUCGGAGGAUGAGUUUGGAGAUGCAUCUGCUUUAUCAGUAUCGGAAGGCCUUGUAGAGUCUCAUGAAAUGAAGCAGCAAGUCGAUUCAGAUGAUGAUAAUGUUGAUUCAGGAGCAUGUAAGCCAAAUUUGCAGCCAUGCUUCGAAAAUCAUGAAGAUGGGACCAAUGAAAUAAAAGAAGAAAAUGGUGUUAAAAUUGCUGAUGCUGCAGCAGCGGCAAGAUCCGCGCAGCCAACAGGUUUUACCUUCUCAACAACAAAAGUCCGUACGAAGCUCCCGUUUCUACUCAAGCAUUCACUGCGUGAAUACCAGCACAUUGGCUUGGACUGGCUUGUCACCAUGUAUGAGAAAAGGUUAAAUGGGAUUUUGGCUGAUGAAAUGGGGCUUGGGAAGACAAUCAUGACCAUUUCUCUUCUUGCACACCUUGCCUGUGACAAAGGGAUAUGGGGUCCCCAUCUGAUAGUGGUUCCAACAAGUGUGAUGCUGAACUGGGAAACUGAGUUUCUUAAAUGGUGUCCUGCAUUUAAAAUUCUCACCUACUUUGGGAGUGCGAAGGAGCGGAAAUUCAAGAGACAAGGUUGGAUGAAGCCAAAUUCAUUUCAUGUAUGCAUAACAACCUAUAGGUUAGUUAUUCAAGAUAGUAAAAUCUUCAAGCGCAAGAAGUGGAAAUACUUGAUUCUUGAUGAAGCCCAUUUGAUUAAGAAUUGGAAGUCUCAGAGAUGGCAAACUCUAUUGAACUUCAAUUCCAAACGCAGAAUUUUGUUGACUGGUACACCGCUGCAGAAUGACCUUAUGGAACUCUGGUCGCUUAUGCAUUUUUUGAUGCCACACGUUUUCCAAUCUCACCAGGAAUUUAAAGAUUGGUUUUGUAAUCCGAUAGCGGGGAUGGUGGAGGGACAAGAAAAAGUCAAUAAAGAUGUUAUUGAUCGCUUGCAUAAUGUCCUUCGUCCUUUCAUUUUACGGCGUCUAAAAAGGGACGUGGAGAAGCAACUUCCUGUGAAACAUGAGCAUGUUAUACUCUGUAGACUGUCUAAGAGGCAACGGAACUUGUAUGAAGACUUUAUAGCAAGCUCAGGAACACAGGCUACGCUUGCAAGCGGCAACUUCUUUGGGAUGAUUAAUAUCAUAAUGCAGCUGCGGAAAGUUUGUAAUCAUCCUGAUCUUUUUGAGGGUCGUCCUAUUGUUAGUUCUUUUGAUAUGGUUGGCAUUGAUGUGCAGUUGAGUUCAGCAAUUUGUUCUAUGCUCUCAGAAGGUCCCUUUUCCAGGGUAGAUCUUGAGGCUCUGGGACUCCUAUUCACGCAUCUAGAUUUCUCUAUGACUUCCUGGGAAGGGGAGGAAACGAAAGCUAUUUUGACACCUCCAGAUUUAAUCAAGCAACGUUGUGACUUUGACAAUGGGGAGGCAAUCUAUCUGGGUCCAAUAAAUGGUAAAAGGCUUCAAGGAACAAAUAUUUUUGAAGAAAUUCAAAAAGCAAUCUUGGAGGAGAGGAUUAAAGAAGCUAAAGACCGAGCAGCAGCCAUUGCUUGGUGGAAUUCUUUGAGAUGCCAAAGAAAACCUACUUACUCAAUGUCUCUAAGGGAGCUUUUGACCAUAAAAGGUCCCCUUGAUGAUCUAAAUCACUGCAAGGCUAGUCGUUCAUCCUACAUGUAUUCCUCAAAGCUUGCUGAUAUAGUUCUUUCACCAGUCGAGCGUUUUCAGAAGAUGAUCGAGUUAGUUGAAGCUUUCACUUUUGCGAUACCAGCUGCACGAGCACCAGCACCUGUUUGCUGGUGCAGCAAAAGUGAGACUCCUGUUUUCCUUGAUCUAACAUACAAGGAGAAAGCUACAGGCUUGUUGUUUCCUCUUCUGUCACCCAUUAGACCUGCUAUUGUGAGAAGGCAAGUAUAUUUCCCAGAUAGGCGGUUGAUACAGUUUGAUUGUGGUAAGCUGCAGGAGCUUGCUAUCUUGCUGAGAAAACUUAAAUAUGAGGGUCAUCGAGCUCUGAUAUUCACUCAAAUGACCAAGAUGCUUGACAUAUUAGAGGCUUUCAUUAAUUUGUAUGGUUAUACUUACAUGCGUUUAGACGGCUCUACUCAGCCGGAAGAGAGGCAGACACUGAUGCAGCGGUUUAAUACAAAUCCCAAAAUUUUUCUUUUCAUCUUAUCAACUCGAAGUGGUGGUGUUGGUAUUAACCUUGUGGGUGCAGACACGGUUAUAUUUUAUGACAGUGACUGGAAUCCUGCUAUGGAUCAACAAGCUCAAGAUCGCUGCCACAGAAUAGGUCAGACACGUGAAGUGCAUAUAUAUCGGUUGAUAAGUGAGAGCACUAUUGAAGAAAAUAUCUUGAAGAAAGCAAAUCAGAAGCGUGCCCUUGAUGACCUUGUGAUUCAGGGUGGUGGGUACAACACUGAAUUUUUCAAGAAGCUCGACCCCAUGGAGCUGUUCUCUGGACAUAAGGCUCACACCAGUAAGGAUGACAAGGAAAACAACCGCAAUCCUGGAACUGAGGUCGCUCUGUCAAACGCAGAUGUGGAGGCUGCUUUGAAACAUGCCGAAGAUGAAGCAGAUUACAUGGCUCUUAAAAGGGUAGAACAAGAAGAAGCAGUGGAUAAUCAAGAGUUUUCGGAAGAACCUGUUGAUAGACCUGAAGAUGAUGAGCUCGCAAAUGAAGAUGAUAGAAAGUCUGAGGAGCCUAUUGAUCAAGGUGUCGUGCCAGCAGCUUCAAUUAAAGACGAAAGCUUUAUCUUAAAUUAUGCUGAUACCACAGAAGAGAGAGCUGUCGUUACUUUUUCAAGCCAAGAAGAAGAUGCUGAUAUGCUGGAUGAUGUCAAACACAUAGCGGAGGCAGCAGCCGCCACUGGACAAGCUAUCUCUUCUUUUGAGAAUCAGCUCCGUCCAAUUGACAGAUAUGCAGUAAGAUUUCUGGAAAAUUGGGAUCCCAUAAUAAACGAGGUUGCAGUGGAAACUGAGGCUGGAUUUGAAGAGAAAGAAUGGGAACUUGAUCACAUUGAAAGGUACAAGGAUGAAAUGGAAGCUGAUAUUGAUGAUGGUGAAGAGCCUCUAGUGUAUGAGAAGUGGGAUGCUGAUUUUGCAACGGAGGCAUACAGGCAACAAGUUGAAGCCUUAGCUCAGCAUCAGUUGAUGGAAGAUUUGGAAAAUGAAGCUAGAGAGAGGGAAGCUGCAGAAGAGGCAGAUUUGCAUUCUACACAGAAUGAUUUUGCAACGAAACCUAAGAAGACGAAAAGGUCCAAGAAAGCCAAGUUCAAGUCCCUGAAGAAAGGAUCUCUAGCUUCUGAAUCGAAACCUGCAAAACCGGUAGUGAAACUCGAAGCUUCCACAGAUGAUAAUAACGAUGACGAUGAUGGUGCUGGCUACGAGAGUAGUAGUGACUCGGACAUGAUAUCAUCACAUGCAUUGAUGCACAGGAAAUGCAAGAAAAGAGAAUUAGUUGUUGACACUGAGGAUGAGAAGACCUCAAAGAAGAAACCAAAGAAACCCAAGAAAUCUCUUCCUGAUCUUUCUCUUUCAGAUGCGAAAUACAAUCAAUCAAGUGAACUGUAUGUUGACUUUAUGCUGUCCAAGCAAUCUGACAGCAUGGUUGUUGAUAAUGAGUUGAAACCAGCAAGCAGGAACAAAAUUAUGGGGAAGGUUUCCAUAACUUCCAUGCCAAUAAAGCGUGUUCUUUUGAUCAAGCCAGAGAAGUUAAAGAAAGGGAACCUGUGGUCAAGAGAUUGCGUCCCCUUGCCUGAUUUUUGGUUGCCGCAGGAGGAUGCUAUAUUAUGUGCAAUGGUACAUGAAUAUGGCCCCAACUGGAGUAUGAUUAGCGACAAUCUUUAUGGCAUGGCUGCUGGUGGGGCCUACAGGGGACGAUGUCGUCAUCCGGCUUAUUGUUGCGAGAGAUAUAGGGAACUUGUUCAAAGACAUAUUUUGUCUGUUUCUGACAAAACGAUGAAUGAGAAAAAUGUCAAUGCAGGUUCAGGGAAGGCUCUCCUUAAAGUCACUGAGGAAAACAUCCAGUCACUCCUGAACGUUGCAGCUGAGCAGCCCGACACAGAGAUGCUCCUUCAGAAACAUUUUACUUGCCUGCUAUCAGCUGUUUGGAGGAUGUCGUCCUGCUCUGAGAAUCAUCAAAACCUCUCCUGCAAUGAUCUUGGCUUCAAUGAAAAACUUUUUGGUUCUGUGAAUCACACUCGAGAUUUAGUCAGAGAACCUCUUCAGAGGAUGAAGAUCACCAGCUUAAGUAGCAAGUUGUUGGAGUCUGCCCUCCAGGACGCAAGCAGGACUCAACCAGAUAACACUGUUCCUCCUGGAUUGCAGGAGCAUCAAUCCAUCAAUAAGGAGGAGUUAGACUUGACCUUGGAAUUUCAGCAGCACAUGGAUGAAUCCUUGGUUCCAUUCCCACCGAUCAUUAAUUUAUCUAUCUGGGGAGAUUCAUUAAAAUACACAGAUGACCCUCCGGCAGAAGAUCAUUUAAAAGCUUCUCAGAGUGUUGCAGAGAACCGUUAUAGGUCUGCUACAAAUGCUUGUGUUGAAGAUUGUUUCGGAUGGGCUUCAAGCACUUUCUCAGCAAAUGAUCCAAAGUCGAGAAUGGCCUCUAAGGCACAGUCCUUGGGGAAACACAAGCUCGGAGCUUCAGACUCAGUCAAAUCUUCUAAAGGAAAAGUGCGGAAACUAUCAGCAGAGAAUUCAGAGACAAACCCAUUUCAGGAGCCAAGACGUCCAAGCAAGCCAUCCCAGCUGACAAACGACCCAAGUCUGAAAUUUGAUUUCACACCUGUGGCCACAGAGGAAAAUUUGAUAGUUGAAGUUUAUGAGUGUGAUUCAGGAAUAUUAUCAGAGAAGGGACCCCAUUCAGAAGAAAUAUAUGGUUCAGAGGGAAGGAUCUCACAUUGGUAUGAUCCUGGGUUUAUAUCAGGACUUGAUGAUUUCCCAAGUUCUCUGGAAAGCGACUAGACUUGAGAUGAGCUGAUCUAUGAAAUGGUGUAUUUGGCAUUCAAAAGGAUGCAUAUGGUGGUUUCUGAUUAGUAUAAAAGAGCAGAUCAGGAAGAUGGAUGGAUGGGAACUUGGGAGUGUUAUGUGUAAAUAAAACGUAUGGGGUUGGGAUUAUAUCUGUCAUAUGCUUUUGUCGGGGAUCCCCAAUUCUUUGUUGGUUCCUUGUGUGUUU
This is a messenger RNA of Tarenaya hassleriana, 6549 nucleotides long. RefSeq names its product protein PHOTOPERIOD-INDEPENDENT EARLY FLOWERING 1. The coding region runs from base 177 to 6338 and encodes 2053 amino acids. The record is from RefSeq and is a predicted model, not a curated record. Gene Ontology annotation, molecular function: ATP binding; ATP-dependent chromatin remodeler activity; histone binding. Gene Ontology annotation, cellular component: Swr1 complex. NCBI's taxonomy places the organism in Eukaryota, Viridiplantae, Streptophyta, Magnoliopsida, Brassicales, Cleomaceae. The transcript is spliced from 21 exons.